This is a messenger RNA of Aspergillus aculeatus ATCC 16872, 1486 nucleotides long. RefSeq names its product mitochondrial 37S ribosomal protein uS5m. Gene Ontology annotation, molecular function: RNA binding; structural constituent of ribosome. The record is from RefSeq and is a predicted model, not a curated record. Gene Ontology annotation, cellular component: ribosome. Lineage: Eukaryota; Fungi; Ascomycota; Eurotiomycetes; Eurotiales; Aspergillaceae. Gene Ontology annotation, biological process: translation. The coding region runs from base 48 to 1334 and encodes 428 amino acids. The transcript has 2 exons.
UUGGCCUCUGCUGGCCAGAGAGCUUACUUCUUUUCUCACCGUCCACCAUGAGUUUCACUCGUCCCGCCCGAUGCAUGCUAUGCAACUUCACGCGAGCAGCCUCGGCGGCUCCUCGCGUCCCUCGUCGCCAAUUCCACCCUUCUCCCUUCCGCCUUAACGACCAGAAGCCGAAAGACCCUGCCGUCCCCGUUACUGCCGAGCCCCCGAAGACGAAAAAGGAGGAGGUCGUCAAGCAGAGGCUGGAGGAGAUCACGCGGAAUAUGAAGCCGGAGAGCCUGCGGCCAUACACGGAGGAGGAGCUGGCCCAGCUGCGGAAGGUGUACAGCGCGGCGCAAAUGGCGGCGAUUGAGGCCGGCGAGGCGACGAUCGACCCCAAGGACUUCGCGGAGCAGUUCGCCGUUCGCACGGAUCCGAUGCGGCUGAAGUACCUGGACGACUUCUCGCACGUCGAGCCGGGAGUCGACAAGCACGUGCGGGCCCCGGAGACCAACGCGGACCCCAACCAGAAGUUGAAGAGCACGGAGGACAUCAUGCAGGACUUCGCCAAGUACAUCCACGAGAUGCCGCGCGACAUGGACGCGGCCCACUUCGUCCGGUGGGCGGAGACCAACCGGCUGACCAAGGGCAAGGAGGAGGCCGAGCGUAACCCGCACACCUCGCUGGCGCCGGACUUCUUCCAGGCGGGCGACAAGCUGCGCGUGCCGGAGGACGAGGGCAAGGAGGGGUAUGUCCGGGAUGAAAGCCUCCAUCGACCCGCCAUUUCGUUGGAGGGCGUUUCGCCGCCGUUGGCGCAACUGAUCCAGUCCACGGGCCUUCGUGAAGAGUACAUCAAGGGCCUGUACACCAAGGCGCUGGUGUUCCACUCGGUCACCAACCAGACGCGUCUGGGUAAAGUGCAGCGGUUCUACUGCCUGGCGGUCGCCGGCAACCGCGACGGCCUGCUGGGAUUAGGCGAAGCCAAGUCCUUCGAAGCCGCCGACUCUAUCGAGCAAGCGAAGUACCGUGCGAUCCGGAACAUGCGGCCCAUUCUGCGAUACGAGCAGCGCACCAUCUACGGCGAUGUGACGGCCAAGGUUGGUGCUAUGGAUCUGAAGUUGAUGACUCGUCCUCCGGGCUUUGGACUUCGCUGCCAGUCCCUCAUCUACGAGAUGUGUCUUGCCGCCGGUAUCUCCGAUCUCGCUGCUCGGGUCAACCGGUCCAGAAACAAGAUGAACACCGUGAAGGCCGCCUACGAGGCGCUCUUGGCGCAGCGUAACCCGGAGGAUGUUGCCCGUGCUCGUGGUAAGAAGAUGGUCGAUGUGCGCAAGGUGUACUACUCUGGACGGGUGUUUUGAUUUGUUUCUCGCUUUUGCCGGUUUCUGGUUGCGCCAUGGCGGUGGUGUAAAUAAUGGUUUUCCCUUAUGGUGUACUUUGUAUCUCUCUCUCUCUUCAGUCAACCUGUAUUUGUAUCCAGCCUAUGUUCGGUUAUGAUAGAACUGAAAUAACC